Molecule: messenger RNA, 1581 nt
Organism: Nomascus leucogenys (northern white-cheeked gibbon)
Lineage: Eukaryota; Metazoa; Chordata; Mammalia; Primates; Hylobatidae
Gene: TMEM125
Product: transmembrane protein 125
Source: RefSeq, a predicted model, not a curated record
CUCCCCCCCAGGAACCAGUGGUGACAGCUGAGGCCAUGUGAGUAGGAUCCUGAAUGAGGCUUUAUCUCUGGCUGUUCGUCCCAUCGUCCACCGUGGCACCAGCUCCCCCAGCCAGCCGGGAUGGGACCAGCGACUGAGACAGCCAGAGGCAGAGAGGUGAGGGUGACCAUAUCCUGGACUGUGAGAGGAAUGGGACUCUGGGCCUGUAGCUGCCAAGCAGGUGGCAGGUGCUCCAGGCUGUGAUCUGCACCCUGUGACCCCCGACAUUGACCUCCUACCCUGACCCCUGCCUGACCAAGCCAUGUCUGAACAGGAGGGUCAAGCCCCAGGGGGCCGGGGGCUGCCCCCGGAUAUGCUGGCAGAGCAGGUGGAGCUGUGGUGGUCCCAGCAGCCGCGGCGCUCGGCGCUCUGCUUUGUCGUGGCCGUGGGCCUCGUGGCAGGCUGUGGCGCGGGCGGUGUGGCACUGCUGUCAACCACCAGCAGCCGCUCGGGUGAAUGGCGGCUAGCAACGGGCACUGUGCUCUGUUUCCUGGCUCUGCUGGUGCUGGUGAAACAGCUGAUGAGCUCGGCUGUGCAGGACAUGAACUGCAUCCGCCAGGCCCACCAUGUGGCCCUGCUGCGCAGUGGUGGAGGGGCCGAUGCCCUCGUGGUGCUGCUCAGUGGCCUCGUGCUGCUGGUCACCGGUCUGACCCUGGCCGGGCUGGCCGCUGCCCCUGCCCCUGCUCGGCCGCUGGCCGCCAUGCUGUCUGUGGGCAUUGCUCUGGCUGCCUUGGGCUCGCUUUUGCUGCUGGGCCUGCUGCUGUAUCAAGUGAGCGUGAGCGGACACUGCCCCUCCAUCUGUAUGGCCACUCCCUCCACCCACAGUGGCCAUGGCGGCCACGGCAGCAUCUUCAGCAUCUCAGGACAGUUGUCUGCUGGCCAGCGUCACGAGACCACAUCCAGCAUCGCCAGCCUCAUCUGACGGAGCCAGAGCCGCCCUUCUUCCCACACCGGCCUCAGCGUCCCCAGAGCCGAGCCAGGGUGUGAGUGCAUGUGGACAUUGAGUAUACAUGAGUGCGUGUAUGCCCCCAGGCUGGGUCAGCUCUUCUGUGGAUUGCAUGGCAUGUGAUUAAGAGCCCAUGUGUUCCCACAUAUCCGUAUCAUGUGAAAGUUAAUGCGUGCCUCCUUGGAACUGGGUGUUUGUGUCCAUGGAACUUCCUCUCUAUAUCUCAGGUCAGUAGGCGCAGAAACGCCUCAUGAUGAAGAUUCUUGAGCCCCGUUUCCAAAACCCGUCAAAUCCAAUCCUGUCCUGUAACAUCCAUCAAGGAUUUCCUUAGGGGUGACUGCUGCCCACCCAAGACUGCACCAGUGCCUGCUCAUUGAGGAGAGUAACUGCUGGCCAGGCAGAAGGAAUAUGGGCUCUGCAAUGAGACACACCUGGAGGGGACUCUCCCGUUGAGCACUAGCAGCUGGAGGAGUUGGGAGUUCGUGGCUAUCGUGGUUGUGUUCAUCGAUUGUGGGGAUGAAAUGUCAUUGUGUAUGGAAGGCGGGGCUCGUGGCUGAUGUGCAAUAAAAUGGCGGCUGCCGUUGUCAUUGUCUCCA